This is a messenger RNA of Fraxinus pennsylvanica, 1884 nucleotides long. Lineage: Eukaryota; Viridiplantae; Streptophyta; Magnoliopsida; Lamiales; Oleaceae. The record is from the annotation of a GenBank genome assembly.
AUGGCAACCAAGAUUCUAUCUUUCCUAUUCUCUCUCAUUCUCAUUUUCUCACUCUUCACUUAUCCGUCACAGUCUCUCCUCCACCGUCGCCACCGUCAGCGCCGCCACCAUGACGGGCCAGAUGACUCUUUAUCACCUAGUGCUGUAACCUCUGCAGCUUCUCCAUCAAGAUCUCAACCCCCAAUUUUACUUGCGUUCUUGCAUUCCACCUUCUCCUUUGCGGCCUCUUCUUUUCCCUUGAUCAAUGUUAAACCGCCGACGUAUAAUUCCACCACCGCCACGGCUGGCGGUGGCCAAUGGGAGCUUUUGCAAGAGAGCGUCGGUGUUUCCGCCAUGCACAUGCAACUUCUGUACAAUAACAAGGUGGUGAUCUUCGACCGGACUGAUUUCGGGCCCUCCAAUCUCACUCUUCCUGCCGGAAAAUGCCGAUACAACGAUGAGUCCAUCAAAGAGGACUGCACUGCACACUCCCUUCUCUACGACAUCGCUUCCAACACCUACCGUCCACUCAUGGUGCAGACCGACGUCUGGUGCUCCUCCGGCGCUGUCAUACCCGAUGGAACCCUAGUCCAGACCGGCGGGUACCUAGCCGGCGACCAUAAAAUACGGUUUUUCUCUCCAUGGAAUGAUGAUCAAAGCGACUGGAUUGAACUGGAAGAGAAUUUAACAAUUCAAAGAUGGUAUGCUUCUGAUCAUAUAUUACCCGAUGGAAAUGUGGUCAUUGUUGGAGGCAGAAAGGCAUUUAGCUAUGAAUUUUUCCCCAAAGAUUCAAUCAAAAACAGCCAAAACAGUAGCGUUUUUUACUUCAAUUUCUUGAAAGAAACUACUGAUCCUAAAGAAGAGAACAAUCUUUAUCCAUUCUUGUAUCUUUUACCGGACGGAAAUCUAUUCGUUUUCGCAAAUCAACGCUCUGUAAUUUUAGAUUACGUGAAUAACAAGAUUGUUAAGGAGUUUCCGAUGAUAACCGGCGAGAAAAGGAGCUAUCCGGCGACGGGGUCGUCGGUAAUGUUACCAAUACGUUUAAACGCCAGCGGCGCAGAUGGGUCUCCGACGCCGUUGCCUGAGGUGGAGGUGUUGGUUUGCGGUGGUGCAAAGGGUGGCGCUUAUGUUAAGGCAUUGAAGGGAAUAUACGUGGCAGCUUCAAAAUCAUGUGGGCGUUUGCGGGUCACGGAUUCGGAUCCUCAGUGGGUUAUGGAAGAUAUGCCCAUGCGCAGGGUCAUGCCCGAUUCGGUGCUUUUACCCACGGGUGAUGUCAUUAUUCUGAAUGGUGCUGGAAAGGGCACAGCCGGGUGGGAAUGUGCGGUUGACCCAGUUUUGAACCCGAUUCUCUACAUCCCAACCGAACCUGACCCGAGUAAAAGAUUCAGUAUGCUCAACCCCACCACAAUUCCUAGACUGUACCACUCAACUGCUACUCUACUUCCAGAUGGAAGAAUACUAGUGGGUGGAAGUAACCCGCACGUACAAUACAACUUCUCGGGCGUGAAGUACCCUACAGACUUGAGUUUAGAAGCUUUCUCCCCGCCUUAUCUCGGCCAAGAAUUCGGUCUCAUCCGCCCAUCAAUUCUAUCGAUUGAGGCUCCCGCACAUAAUGUAAUAUCCUACGGUGAGGAAUUCUCCGUGACUUUUACUUUGGGGUUGUAUCAGGCUGAUCCAGAGUUCAUGGUAACAAUUGUUGCACCGUCUUUCGCUACACACUCUUUUGGCAUGAACCAAAGGCUGCUGGAGUUGUACAUUGUAGGAGUACAACGGCUCUCCGAAUUUGCUUACAAGGUGACUGUGCAUGCACCACCAACACGGAAUAUUGCACCCCCGGGUUAUUAUAUGCUGUUUGUGGUUCACCAUGGAGUGCCUGGCCAUUGUGUCUGGAUCAAAAUGCAAUGA